This is a messenger RNA of Daphnia magna, 2828 nucleotides long. Its product is annotated as USP6 N-terminal-like protein. The transcript has 8 exons. Lineage: Eukaryota; Metazoa; Arthropoda; Branchiopoda; Diplostraca; Daphniidae. Bases 390 to 2501 code for a protein of 703 amino acids. The record is from RefSeq and is a predicted model, not a curated record.
GGAAAAAUACAGUGGGCGAGAACUUUGGACUUUUAGCCAAAAAACCUUCAAAGAUUCCAAGGAAUUAUGAGAAAUCCACGAGAUAUUUGGUGCAUUUCUCUGUAAUCUAAAAUGUAUCGAAGAAUGUCAGAAGUUUGAGGAUACGUUAAAACGCAUGAAAGACUUUGACCGGUUCGUGCAAUUGAGUGAAGAAGGUUUAGCCUAUACCUUCUAGCUGCUGUCAAAGCACAAGUGAAAAAAAAAGGGGAAAAAAGGAAAAGGAAAAAGAAAAAAACUGCGUUUGAAAGAGAAGGAGUUAUCGGACCGUGUCCUCAAUAUUAUUAUUCGUUAUUGAAGUGGUUUUCCCUAAGAAAAUUUAGAUCAGUGCCGGUGUUUAAAAUGUUAAGAACAUGACGGAAGAGGAAUUACUGGUUAAAGCGGCCGAAGAACGAGCAGCCAUCGUCAACAAAUAUGAUCGCGGCCGAGAAAACGCAGAACAGAUAGAUCCGUGGGAGGAUCCUGGUUUUGAAAUAUAUCAUGUCACGGAUAGAUACGGUUUCAUACAUGAUAAGCGAUUGCCUGCCAGUCAACGAGUAGAAGUUAGGGAUAAAGAGCUAGAAAAUAGUCGGUUAAAAAAAUGGUCCAAGAUGCUACACCCAAAUUCUACGAAAGUCUGGGACAAGGACAUGAAAAGUGGCAAGUUGAAAAAACGGCUGUACAAAGGGGUUCCUGAUGCAGUUAGAGGAGAAGUUUGGUCACGAUUAUUACAUAUCAAGAAAACAAAGGAAGAACAAAUAGGGAAAUAUGAGGAAAUGCGGAAAUUAGCUCGGUUGUGGUCACCAGACCUACGUCAGAUAGACCUCGACGUUAAUAGAACAUACCGGGAUCAUCUUAUGUUUCGCGAACGCUAUGGAUUAAAGCAGCAGGCUCUCUUCCAUGUAUUAGGGGCCUAUUCUGUGUACAAUUCGGAAAUAGGUUAUUGCCAAGGAAUGUCACAAAUUGCUGCGUUGUUAUUAAUGUACCUCAACGAAGAAGACGCAUUUUGGGGUCUUAGCAAUCUAAUGGCUGACCCGAAAUGGGCAAUGCAUGGUUUUUUCAUUCCCGGUUUUCCGAAAUUGCUUCGCUUCCAACAACAGCAUGAUAAAAUAUUUGCCAAAUUUCUGCCCAAACUAAAGAAGCAUUUUGAUCGGCAAAAUAUCGAUGCUGGUCUUUACACCUUGAAAUGGUUUUUCCAGUGCUUUCUUGAUAGAGUUCCUUUUUCUCUGGCUAUACGAUUAUGGGAUAUUUAUCUGUUUGAGGGCGAAAAUUUGCUCUUAACCAUGUCAUACGGCCUCUUGAAAUUGCAUCGACGAUCGCUGAGUCGAAUGGGGAUGGAGGAGAUUGUUGAAUUUCUGCAGAUACAUCUGUCUCAAAAUUUCGGCUACCCCGAUAAUAUGGUCGUCGAAAGUGUAGAGAAAUGCAUGGAGGAGCUUCGACGAGCGAAAUUGGACCAGAGCCCCAAACAGAUCCCUACUAGUGAACUGGCUCAGAAUCCAUUUGGAGCCUUCGUGACUCCGUCUGUUGACGUUUCAAUCGGUCGACGGCGGGCCGAGUUCUCCGACGAGGAACGUGUGGCUCGAGCAGCUGUGGUUGCCCGAAUGGAAUUACAGUCGAGGUCUCAUCAGCCAGGAUCUUAUCUAUCUAUUGAUGACGUCUCAUUUGACCCAAGCAUCGAUGACGUCAGUUCCGGUUUACAACGCAGUUGCCGGAGUUCUUUGGCUGGAACAAGUGCCACCUCUGCGGCAGACAUUAGCACCCUCUCCGUCACAGCGUCACAGCGUUACUUGUAUAAUGACAACGACGAGGACGAUAUGGGUUCUGUUGGAAGGAAUAGUGUCAUUUCCGUCGAUCGAGAAGGAAAAGCCCAAGGUUCACCUACCACUCUCACAGAAUUCGCCGUUGUUCAUCGGUCGCGAGCUGGCGAAGACGUUUUCAUCCUACCGCCACCUUACCCCACACCUACUGCAUCGUCAUUGUCGUCACCACAAACACCGAGCUACCCAAUUCUUCCUUCGUCAGAGACCACGCCUACAACUUCGCUUGAAACUCCUACUUACCCAGCUCCACCACCACUUUUCAGCAAUUCAUUCCAAAAUAGUGUUUUUAAUGAGUCAGUGUCCAAGACUUCUUCACGGUCAGAAACGAGAGAGCAGACGAUCUUUCGAACCUCAAAAUCGCCAGAAGGACGGAUGAAUCAAGACCAUACUGUGUCUCCUGAUCGCGUUCGGAUUUACGUGCCCUACAGAGACGAUACGUCAUUUGAAUUUCCAUCGGUGUUAAACGGAUCAACGGUCGGCAAUGGUGUCUCGCCUACCAGCCUCAACAUGUCUUCUUUGGAAGAUCCGAAUCGCGUGGUGAUCCAAGUGAAUGAUCGAACGCCUGAUGGCGAGGUUGCCGUAUCUUCCAGUACACCUGUUAGUAAGAAGAGCAAGUCACCCACAAAAAAGGGAACCAAAUCCAAAUCGUCUGGAAGUCGCCUCUGAAGUCCCAAGUUGUCCUAGGGAAACGAAGAAAGUAUCUCUUUCCUCGAUAGUGCUGAUUUGAAACUCCUCGUUUUUUAAACUUGUUUUUUUUGUGUGUGUGUCAGCCACCUUAUAUGUGUGGAAACAAUAAUUGGGAUAAUCUAAUUUCAAACGUGAAAUCCAGAUCAUUUCCCACUAAAACUCGAGUUGCCUCGCUGUUGUCAUCGUCAACUUGAUACACGUCAAGCAGUCGAUAUGUUCUAGCCGUUCUUCGUGUUCCAUUCCUUUGUCUUUCUUGAGUCGUCACUGUCUAUAAUGUGAAGUAUACCUUCGUCUUUUUGAACAGUA